AUGAUCGACGGUUCGCCUCUUGCGGUGGAGAUGGAGGAGGAAGAGUUUCCGGCUUCGGAGAUUGUAACGAGAGAUCCACCGAAGAUUCAACGAUUAGAGGAGUCGGUGGUUAACCGUAUUGCAGCGGGUGAAGUAAUCCAGCGUCCAGUUUCGGCGGUGAAGGAGCUCGUUGAGAACAGCCUUGACGCCGAUUCGAGUUCGAUAAGCGUCGUUGUUAAGGACGGUGGUUUGAAGCUCAUUCAAGUCUCCGAUGAUGGUCACGGUAUCAGACUUGAAGACUUGCCUAUAUUGUGCGAGAGACAUACGACAUCGAAGCUGACUAAGUACGAGGAUCUGUUCUCCCUUAGUUCCAUGGGUUUUAGAGGAGAGGCAUUGGCCAGUAUGACUUAUGUGGGUCAUGUUACAGUUACCACCAUUACCAAAGGCCAGAUUCAUGGUUACAGAGUGUCUUACAGAGAUGGUGUCAUGGAGAAUGAACCAAAGGCUUGUGCGGCUGUCAAAGGAACGCAGAUAAUGGUGGAGAAUUUGUUCUAUAAUAUGAUUGCUAGAAGGAAGACACUUCAAAAUUCUGCUGAUGAUUAUGGAAAAAUAGUAGACUUGCUGAGCCGGUUGGCCAUUCAUCACAAUAACGUGAGCUUUACUUGUCGAAAGCAUGGAGCUGUCAAGGCUGAUGUUCACUCUGUCGUGGCGUCUUCAAGGCUUGAUUCUAUCAGAUCUGUUUAUGGGGUAUCAGUUGCAAAGAACCUGAUACAAGUAGAAAUCUCCAGCUGCGACACCUCUGGUUGUGCUUUUGAUAUGCAGGGUUUCAUAUCCAAUUCGAACUAUGUUGCUAAGAAGACCAUAUUGGUGCUAUUCAUUAAUGAUCGACUGGUGGAAUGCUCUGCCUUAAAAAGAGCCAUUGAAAUCGUUUAUGCUGCUACAUUACCAAAAGCAUCGAAACCUUUUGUCUACAUGUCAAUCAAUUUGCCACGUGAACAUGUUGAUGUCAAUAUUCAUCCAACAAAGAAAGAGGUAAGCCUUUUGAACCAGGAAAUCAUGAUCGAGAUGAUACAGUCAGAGGUUGAAUUAAAACUGAGAAACGCAAAUGAUACUAGGACAUUUCAAGAGCAGAAAGUGGAAUACAUUCAAUCUACGUUAACAUCCUCGAGAAGUGAUCCGCCAGUUUCUCCAUUGCUUUCUGGACAAAAAACACAGAAAGUACCUGUGCAUAAAAUGGUGAGAACGGAUUCAUCAGAUCCAGCUNGAAGGUUACAUGCCUAUUUACAACCCAAGCCCCAAAAUCCUGCUGACAAAAUUCCUAGUUUGAGUGUAGUAAGGUCUUCUGUGAGGCAAAGAAGAAAUCCAAGGGAAACUGCUGAUCUUUCUAGUGUCCAGGAACUUAUUGCUGGAGUUGACAGCUGCUGCCAUCCAGGUCUGCUGGAGACUGUAAGGAGUUGCACAUAUGUUGGAAUGGCAGAUGAUGUUUUUGCUUUAGUUCAGUAUAAUACCCAUCUGUAUCUAGCAAAUGUGGUGAACCUCAGCAAAGAGCUCAUGUAUCAGCAAACUCUUCGUCGAUUUGCUCAUUUUAAUGCAAUACAGCUCAGUGAUCCAGCCCCUCUAUCCGAGUUGAUAUUGUUGGCUCUGCAAGAGGAGGAUCUAGAUCCAGGAAAUGAUACAAAAGAUCAUCUGAAAGAAAGAAUUGCUGAAAUGAAUACAGAACUCCUUAAGGAAAAAGCGGAACUGUUAGAGGAGUAUUUCAGCGUUUACAUCGACUCCAAUAGAAAUUUGUCACGGCUUCCUGUCAUACUCGACCAGUAUACACCUGACAUGGACCGUGUUCCCGAAUUUUUGCUAUGCUUGGGAAAUGAUAUUGAUUGGGAAGAUGAGAAAACUUGCUUUCAAGGAGUUUCUGCGGCUAUUGGGAACUUUUACGCCAUGCAUCCUCCUCUUUUGCCAAACCCAUCGGGUGACGGUAUUCGGUUCUAUACUAAUAAGAGAAGUGAGAGCUCUCAGGAAAAGCCAGAUUUAGGGGGUAACGUUGAGAUGGAAGCAGUUCUUGACCAAGACCUUCUCGCAGAUGCUGAAAACGCAUGGUCGCAACGUGAAUGGUCAAUCCAACACGUGCUGUUUCCGUCUAUGAGAUUGUUCUUAAAGCCACCUGCCUCCAUGGCUUCAAAUGGGACUUUUGUAAAGGUAGCAUCCCUUGAAAAGCUGUACAAGAUAUUCGAACGAUGCUAA
Messenger RNA from Arabis nemorensis, 2217 nucleotides. Lineage: Eukaryota; Viridiplantae; Streptophyta; Magnoliopsida; Brassicales; Brassicaceae. The record is from the annotation of a GenBank genome assembly.